GCCUGCACUCUAACCAGCCAAGAACCGCCACCAUGUCGGACCGGUCGGCAUUCGAUACAGACGUGUGGACCUUGACCCGUUUUAUCAUGGAGACGGGUCGCAAGGCGAAGGGGGCGACCGGCGAGCUGACCCAGCUCAUCAACUGCAUGCUGACCGCCAUCAAGGCCAUCUCCUCGGCCGUGCGCAAGGCGGGCCUGGCCCACUUACAGGGCUUGGCGGGCAGCGUCAACGUGACGGGGGACGACGUGAAGAAGCUGGACGUGCUGUCCAACGACCUGGUAAUCAACAUGCUGCAGGCUUCUUUUGGCACCUGCUGCAUGGUCUCUGAGGAGAACAAGGAGCUCAUCGUCACUCCUAAAGAGAAGAGGGGAAAGUAUGUUGUGUGUUUUGACCCUCUGGAUGGCUCCAGUAACAUCGACUGUUUGGCCUCCAUUGGCACCAUAUUUGCUAUUUACAAGAGGGUGUCGGAGGGCGAGCCCACAGAGAAGGACGCCCUGCAGCCGGGUGACAACAUAGUGUGUGCUGGCUAUGCCCUCUACGGCAGCGCCACCCUGGUGGCACUAAGCACCGGGGACGGCCUCCACUUUUUCAUGCUUGACCCGGCAAUCGGAGAGUUCAUCCUGACCGAGAAGAACGUCAGGAUCAAGCCCCGAGGAAAGAUCUACAGCUUGAACGAGGGCUACGCCAAGUACUUCCACGCCUCCGUCAACGACUACAUCCGGCACAAGAAGCACCCUGAGGACGGCAGCUCCCCGUACGGCGCUCGCUACGUGGGCUCCAUGGUGUCCGACGUCCACCGCACCAUCACUUACGGGGGCAUCUUCCUGUACCCGGCCAAUGAGAAGAGCCCGGAAGGAAAGCUGAGGCUGCUGUACGAGUGCAAUCCCAUCGCCUUCCUGGUGGAGCAGGCGGGAGGCCUGGCCUCCACGGGCACCCAGAGGGUCCUGGAGGUGCAACCACAGGCCAUCCAUCAGCGGGUGCCCUUCGUGGUGGGCUCCCCGGAUGACGUCAACGAGUACCUGUCCUUCGUCAGGAAGCACCAGUGACAGCUUGGAAUGACUUUUUUUUAAAUUUUUUUAAUCAAAUUGGCAACUGGUGAAAAAAAGCAUUUUGUCAACUUUGUGCAAUAACAAUUGUAUUUGAUCAAUUAAAAACAAAUAUUUGACAUCCAGCUCACUUUUGCAGAAAGAGGAAGUGAGAUAGUGAGGGUGUUUUUCACACUGGAAACAAAACUGUGACUUACAGAACGCGUCAUCAGGUUGUCACGUGAUCCAGCCUUCAUUCGCGUCAAUGAACA
Molecule: messenger RNA, 1297 nt
Organism: Nerophis lumbriciformis (worm pipefish)
Lineage: Eukaryota; Metazoa; Chordata; Actinopteri; Syngnathiformes; Syngnathidae
Gene: fbp2
Product: fructose-1,6-bisphosphatase 2
Biological process (GO): fructose 6-phosphate metabolic process; fructose 1,6-bisphosphate metabolic process; gluconeogenesis
Cellular component (GO): cytoplasm; cytosol
Molecular function (GO): fructose 1,6-bisphosphate 1-phosphatase activity
Source: RefSeq, a predicted model, not a curated record